UCUUUCUCUCUUUCUGUUUCGUCUCCAUUCUUUCUCCUCUUUCUACUCUCUCUCCUCGCCAUUGCCCUUCUCUCCGCCGCCUCCGCCUCCGCCUCCGCCUCCAAUAUCACUGAAAUCCUUCACCGGAAAAUACCCACUCAUUGUCAUAAAAAACAUCCUAGCCCUCCACGUCUUGCUUGACUACUUCGACGCGCCGAAGCUCCACAAGAUCUCCGAGGGCUCCGUUCUCUCUACUACACACCGCUGGAAAUCUGACGCAGAGGCAUCCAAUUCCAAUUCCAAUUCCAUUUGGGAAAAUUGGACAGGAAUCUGUAAGAUUUGGGCUCCUCCAAAAAAUUUAUGCACUUUGCAAAUUCAAGAGGUGAGGAGGUGAAGCUACAGCAAGGUUAUGUUCAAAAAGCCUUAUGGAAAGGAAUUCUGGCAUGAGUUCACCUUGGUUUAAGGAUUUAUGUCUCUGGUAUUGUUCAAUCACUUUUGGCCAUGUCCAAGUAAGGCUGUAUGUUGUGUUUCCUUGUGGUACCUUUGGAGAUUUAAUUGUUAACCUUGGGCACGAGGGUAUUGAAGGAAGAUCUAGCUUGGGAAGAAGAUGCGAUGGCAGCUUCCGGUAAAGCAAGGCUUUCAGGGAUGCAGAAGCAAGUGCUUGCUCUGUACCGAGGAUUCUUACGAGCAGCACGCUCCAAAUCCCCUGAAGAGCGCAGCAGAAUUGAGGCAUUUGUGUCGGCGGAGUUCCGGAAUAAUUCGUCACAAGUAGAUCGCAAGAAUUUUCUCUACAUCGAAUAUUUGCUUAGGCGUGGUAAGAGGCAACUGGAUCAGCUAACGAGCCCGAAUACAGUGGGAUUGUCAUCCUUAAAUGUUGAAGUUUCUGAUAGGGAAAAACCUUAGUGGCAGUUGGUCAACCAUUUUGUCAAACCUCUUCACUAUGAUUUACCGGUGAAAUAUAUAUAUACACAUACGUUGUAUGAUAAUAAGGUCAGCAGUUGUUUGUGAUAGAACAAUUAUCCCUUAGCAAUGAGGACGGAAACUUAGGGAGUUGUUGGAUAUGUUAGGAUAUAUUGUGACUCACACGAAAUUGUGAAUUUGAUUUGAAGCCCUUGUCUUUUAUGGAGAUGCCAAUUUAUACAACAUUA
Messenger RNA from Sesamum indicum (sesame), 1127 nucleotides. The record is from RefSeq and is a predicted model, not a curated record. NCBI's taxonomy places the organism in Eukaryota, Viridiplantae, Streptophyta, Magnoliopsida, Lamiales, Pedaliaceae.